CCUACUACCCCCUACCGCCACAUCGAAGCUCCCUAGCCCCGCCCACGCUGAUGGCCCACCAGUGCCCCCACCGCUGCCUCGCCGCCCUCCUCAUCCUCCUCGCCGCGGCCGCCGGCGCCGGCGCGGCCACGCCGAGGCAGCUGUUCCUCGUUACCCCGGCGCCCGUGACGCUGACCAACCACCACGGCCAGCUGCUCACGGGCAACUACUCCGUGAACCUGCUCUGGUACGGCCGCUUCACCCCGGCGCAACGCGCCGUCGUGGCCGACUUCCUCCUCUCCCUUUCGGCGCCCUCCGUGGCCCCGGCCUCCGCGGCCGCGCCCACCGUGGCGGCCUGGUGGGCCACCACGGCGCGGUACCACCCGGGCGCGGCGCGGCUGACGCUCGGCCGCCAGGUGCUCGACCCAUCGCUCUCCCUCGGGCGCCGGCUCUCGGAGGCCUCCCUGGCCGCCCUCGCCGCGCGCCUCUCCCCGCACCGCGGCUCCGUCGCCGUCGUGGUCACGGCGCCGGACGUCCUCGUCGACGGGUUCUGCCUCUCCCGCUGCGGCCUCCACGCAUCGGCCACCUCGUCCGCCGCUGCCGCCGCCGCGCCAGUGGCGGCCCACGGCGCCGGAGCCCCGCCCGCACCCGCCGCCCGCGGGCGCGGCCGUUUCGCGUACGUGUGGGUGGGGAACUCGGCGGACCAGUGCCCCGGGGAGUGCGCGUGGCCGUUCCACCAGCCGGCGUACGGCCCGCAGGCGCCGCCGCUGGUGGCGCCGAACGCGGACGUCGGGAUGGACGGCUUGGUGAUCAACCUCGCGACGCUGCUGGCCGGCGCCGUGACCAACCCGUACGGCGGCGGGUUCUUCCAGGGCCCCGCCGAGGCGCCGCUGGAGGCCGUGACGGCGUGCACGGGCGUGUUCGGCGCGGGCGCCUACCCGGGGUACCCCGGGCAGCUGCCGGUCGACGCCGCCACCGGCGCCAGCUACAACGCGGUCGGCGUCGCCGGCCGACUUUUCCUCCUCCCGGCCAUGUGGGACCCCAAGACCUCGCAGUGCUCCACCCUCGUGUAGCGGACGCUACGUACACUAGGAUCGGAGGUAGAGGUCGGACGAAAUGGGUGUUGGCUUGGUGUAAAUGAUGACGAUCGAAGGGUGCGGAGCUCCGCUGGUAGACUCGGUGGCGGCCUUUGUGGUUUCUCGUGAUCUCGUCCUGUCAUUGUUCUCGUUCUUGUGGAUAGCGUCGAACUUGAAAUGAAACCCCCUGAAAAAAAAAGUUGAAAAAAAUGCAGCUGCGGCACGAAUCAGUGGUGAACUGA
Molecule: messenger RNA, 1297 nt
Organism: Panicum virgatum (switchgrass)
Lineage: Eukaryota; Viridiplantae; Streptophyta; Magnoliopsida; Poales; Poaceae
Product: protein EXORDIUM-like 2
Exons: 1
Coding region: 51-1052 (333 amino acids)
Source: RefSeq, a predicted model, not a curated record